CCCUGACCAAGGUAGAAUGACUGAUUAAAGAAACGAAACAUUGCUUCUUUUAAAGUGUUUUUAUUUCUUUUUCCGUAUCCAAAGUCAAUUAUUUCUGCCUCUAAGAAACGGUUUCAUUUCUUCGGUUAACUCUCGGCUGCAAGGUCUUUUUCAAGAAUGGAAAAACCACCUUUUAAACAGGUUCAGACAUGUGGACCCUGGGAUCUAAAGGAGCGCCUCGGAACUGGAGGAUUUGGACAUGUUUAUAUGUACGAACAUAAGAACACUGGAGAAAGAAUUGCAGUUAAAGCCUGCCGUUUGGAGUUGAGCACAAGAAACAAAGAAAGGUGGUGCCAUGAAAUUCAAAUUAUGAAAAAGUUAAACAACUCAAAUGUUGUAACGGCAUGUGAAGUUCCAGAAGAAAUGCAGGAUAUUGCAUUUAAUGAUGUCCCUCUUCUUGUGAUGGAAUACUGUACCGGAGGUGACUUACGUAAGGUGUUAAAUAAGCCUGAGAAUUGCUGUGGACUUAAAGAGAGUCAAGUACUUAGCAUUUUACAAGAUGUUGGUUCUGGAAUCCAGUAUUUACAUGAUAACCGAAUUAUCCAUAGAGAUCUCAAACCUGAGAACAUUGUAUUGCAAGAAACCAAUGGCAAGUUAAUACACAAAAUAAUUGACUUGGGCUAUGCGAAGGACCUGGACCAAGGAAGCCUUUGCACCUCUUUUGUUGGGACACUGCAAUACCUGGCACCAGAACUAUUUGAAUCUCAACCUUACACAGUCACUGUAGACUACUGGAGCUUUGGAACAUUAGUGUUUGAGUGCAUCUCAGGAUUUCGACCGUUUUUACACAAUAUGCAACCUUUCCAAUGGCACGGCAAAGUUAAAAUCAAAGGCCCAAAUGAUAUUAUGGCUGUUGAAGAGAUGAAUGGUGAAGUAAAGUACUCCCAAAACUUACCACAGCCCAAUGGACUGAGCAGCCUCAUGGUAAAACCACUGGAGACAUGGCUACAGUUGAUGCUCGGUUGGGAUCCAAAACUGCGAGGUGGCAAAAUAGAACCACAGACAAAUCGACCAGCAUGUUUUUUACUUCUAGAUCAAAUUUUAAGUCAGAAGUAUGUACAUAUAUUAAAUAUGACUUCAGCCCACAUCCAUUCCUUUCUGAUCAAAUCUGAUGAAAGCCUCCAUUCCCUUCAACUGCGUAUUGAAACUGAAACAUCAAUAUCUCCUGCAAAUCAAGAGUUGCUUCUAGAAACUGGAAUUUCAUUGGAUCCACGUAAACCGGCCAAUCAAUGUGUGCUGGAUGUGAGAGGCUGGGAUAGCUACAUGGUCUAUCUAUUUGAUAAAAGUAGCACUGUCUAUGAAGGACCCUUUGUUGCCAGAAAAUUGCCAGAGCAUGUCAGUUAUGUUGUGCGGGAUGCUAAGAUAAUGUUGCCUAAUGUGCAACUGAGGAAGGUAUGGGGUGAAGCUGUGAAUUAUGUCUGUGGAUUGAAGGAGGAUUACAGCAGACUUUUCCAGGGACAAAGAGCUGCAAUGUUGAGUCUCCUUCGUUACAACAAUAACCUUACAAAAAUGAAGACAACCAUGUUUUCCAAUUCUCAGCAGUUGAAAGCCAAGUUGGACUUUUUUCAGUCAAGCAUUAGACUUGAUCUGGAAAAAUACAGUGAACAAAUGGCAUAUGGAAUAUCUUCAGAGAAGAUGUUGAAAGCAUGGAAAGAAAUGGAAGAAAAGGCAGAAGCUUGUAAACAAGCUGCUGAAAUUGGUCAUUUAGAAGAACAGAUCGUGGGACUACACAGUGAAAUAGUGGAACUGCAGAGGAGCCCAUAUGCAAGGCGUCAGGGAGAUGUGAUGGAAAAUCUAGAACAGAAAGCCAUUGAUUUAUACAGGAAGCUCAAGGGAAAACCAAAAGAUUCACAUCAAUAUGGAGACAGCACAGAAAUGGUGAAGAUCAUUGUUCAGACUGUGCAGAGUCAAGAUCGGGUGCUAAAGGAGUUAUAUGCCCAUCUCAGUAAACUUCUGGCCUGCAAACAGAAAAUCAUUGAUCUUUUUCCCAACAUUGAACAAGCGCUUGACAACAUUAGAGAAAAUGAAAAAAUGUUGUUGCGCUCGCAAGAAAAGAGGCAGAAAGAAAUAUGGUAUUUGUUAAAAAUUGCUUGUAGCACAGCUCGAGGCCCUGAAAGUGCAAGCCCGGUGUCUUCUGGUUCACCCCAUGGUUUAGGAUGGACACAACAAGGGCAGAAUUCUAUGCCACAAAAUGCUUUACCGAACCCUUUGUCUUCUAUACCUGUAAUGAAAAACAGUGAAUCUUCAAUAUCCGUAAUUGAAGAGAAUCAACAUUUCUGCAGCCAGUUGCACAAUUUGAUGCGGGAAACUCUAUUAGAACAGAAUAAUAGUAUAUCGUCUCUUGAUUGGAGCUGGCUUGAAGAAAUGAUAUCAGACAGACUCUGAAAUACAUAUUUUGGCAUGGCAGUUGAUUUCUUGAGCCCCGAACACCAGAAGACUUUGAAUCAGUGUUCAUUUGCUGUUGUGCACACUAUGAAGUAAAAUCCUAUUUCUGGACCCUGGAAACACAAUCCUCCUGUGCUUCAUGUCUCUUGAGACUUUAACUGCAUUUAAAGAAAGUACCACACCUGCACAUGAUUCUGCUUGUUGCAUUUAUCAUUACCCAUUUUUAUGCUACAGUUAAGGUAACAUUUUAGGUAAAAUCCUGUUAGAUAUUGAAUAAAAACAGAAAUUCAGAAAUAUGCAAGUUUGUCAGCAGUUGAAAAGAUCAAAAGGCGCUUUUACAAUUUAAGCGGUCAUUGAAAUUGAAGGGCCUACAACUUAACUACCACACUUUUUAUGAAUCACUUGCUAUGGGACCUGUUGUGUCUCUCCAGGAUUUAUGGGAUUGUUUUAUUUUGCUUGUUUACUUACAUCUAUUUAUUUAGAAGAGGUAAGAGUAAAAAAUGUUGUCCAAAUUUUUCUCUUCAUUACGUAUGGAAAGGGAAAUAAUUCCGAAUAAUCGGUUGAACAUUUUGAUUAUUGCAUAUUAUCUACAUGCAGACCUUUCUGGCAUCUAUGUAGCCAUAUCCAUUGAAAUCCAGCUGCCUUUUAUACGAUUCAGAGAGUGUCCCCCUGUACCUUGAGGUAGUUCAGGAGGCCAUGACUUGAGUAGUUAAAGAUUCUUGGAGCCUCCGAGAGUUGGAUGGUUAACGACUACAGUAAUAGCAGAGUUUUGUGGUGUUCUCGAUUCUUAGCAUGUCUGAAGUUGUGCAUCCUGCAUGAUGGCAUUCCCACCCGGUGACAUAGACACUGCAAUCGACCCUGGAGUAAGAACCAACUGCAGGUUUCAAAAUUAAUUUUCUCUUGACAUCAAAUGAAAUUCUCCUGGCUGUUAGUUAAUUCAGUCAAAAUACAGCCUGCAGGUUUUUCUGUUCCUUCAGUUUCAAUGUCUGAAAAGCAACUACAGGUAGUCUUGAAUUUCACUGUUUAGAAGCUACGUUAAUUUCAAGGAACUGUAUUUCACAACAAAAUACUGAAAUGUUUGAAACAUGGUAUAUAGUUGUCUGAAAACAGCUAUGUGUCUGUAGAAACCAAUUUUAAAAUCUUAUGCAUGUCUCUAAUAUUUCACUGACUGCCACUUAGAAAAGAUUCUAAGCAACUAUCAUGUCCAAUAAUAUAUUGUCACAAUCUCUGACUUUUCUAGAUGAAGGAUUAUGAUAUGUAACUGAAAUAACUCCAUGAAGGCUGGUCACUAAGUCACCCUUUAUUUACACGUGCGUAGUAUGUGACACUGAUCCAGCCAGCUCUGAGAAUAAACAGAACCCCGACACUCCUGUUUAUAUCUGUCAGCCAGGACUUCCUGACGGGUGGUGUUAACCUGGUCCAAUCAGGGAACUCGUUUUCAAUAAGGUUCUCCUGACUGACCUUAUUCCAAUCACUACAAUAAAUGAGUUUCUACUUGUAGAAGAUCUUAAGACUAAGUAUGCCAAUGAAAAUGGCAUUUGUUUUAUGGUUUUUAUAAAUUUGAUAACAUGCCUACCUGUCUGUGGUAAGUUUGAAGCUUGUUUUUUGGUCCAAACUGGUUGUGUUAACCCAAUUCUAAUUUUAGCUUUUAAAAUUUUGAAGAGUGGGUACAAUGUUUUUAAGUUGUCUUCAAUGUUUGGUGACGGGGAGCCAUCAUUUGAAAGUUUAACAAAUAUUUUGUUUGUUUCAUGAUUAUAGCCAAAAAUGGUAGGGAAAAAUAUUACCAAUUACUGAGCUUGGUGGGUAUUGUGGAAAUGAGAACAGAACAACAGAACUGGAAAUAAGGAAACCUUGAAAGAUUUCAAUCAAAGUUCAAAUAAAAUUAAAUAUUUAGAGAAUAUGCAAAUCUGUCCCACUGAAUAAAUUUUCUUUCUUUAUUUCUUUUCAAAUUUAGAAAACUAUUUGAAUAAUGCUUUCUUUAUUGUCAAGUUUUCCAGUUUUCCAGUAAUGUGACUGGAAAAUUGGAGGCUCGUCUAUCUGAUUUGAGUGGUAAAAUUCACUAUUUUUUUUGUCUGAGGAAAAUACUGUUCUUAAUGGUUGUUUUAAUUCCCCGGAAAGUUUACAUUGUUAAUUUAUUUUGUCUACUCUGAAAUUGCUAAAAUAGAGAAUACAGAUAUUACAGGAUCAUUGUUUUUACAUUUCUGAUUUUUUAAAAUCUCUUUGAAUGGAUAGAUCUAAGUUCCUCCUAAUAUCUUGGAAUUUGAUUAACUGUUUCUUGCAGUAUAAUUACUUCCGGGCAAAACUUAGGUCUACUUAAGGUUAAUUUAUGCAAAUUGAUCUAAGGAUUAAAAGAAAAAUGCACAGACAUAUAUAAAGGAUGGAACUCUUUUUAAAGAAUAUUUUCCAUAGCUUCUUUCCUUGACUUUGUGGACCAAGCAUUUUUUUUGCUAAAGGUGUAAAGAAUAGUUUCAGCAGUUCUCUGAUGUUAUUUCAAAACUGGUUGAUGACCAAAUUUGGCUGAAAAGGGAUUGCUGACCCUCUUUGGCCCUUGAAAAUGAAUCUGGCUUUCACAGUAUAACUGAAAUUAGCAGGUUGAUUUUUGAAAUUUUGGAACUUACACCUAUAUAUUUGAUUCACAGCACUGACCUUUCAACAUACUUCACAAACCUGAGCUGGCUCUAACUAACGCUGAACCCUUUAAUCAAUUUUAAGUGACCUGUUUCGUCAACGAUUAUGUUAAAACUGCUAAAAUAGUUUUAUGACCAACUGUGAAAUGGCUUCUUGCACUGUAACAGUUCACGUAUUUUUGUUCUGAAUUGACAAAUAUAAAUUGAGGUUAUAACUACACAGCAAGAGCUGCAAGUAUCUCUGGUUGUGAUUUUGGAGAAGUAGUAAUUCCUACAAAGCAAAUUACUGAUCAUUGAAAAUUUCUUUUUUUUUUCAAGUCAAAUAAAUGGAGAACAUCUGCAUGCCCAAAAUAUUUUAUGUUCUCUUGCAAAAUAAUGGUGCCUACUUUGAGUCAAUUGUAAUUGUCCAGCAUGGCAUAAUUAUCUGUCCCUUUUGAUUUUUGAUGUUAGUUUGGUAUAAAUGGGAAAUUACUGCUUAUGUCAUCUUUUGCAUAUUUCCAGUGUAGUGCUGGUUGAGACUGAAACAGUUAUGAAAUUCAAGUUAGGACUUUAUACAAAAAUGUUCAUUACAAUCCCUCACAAAUUGAUUUGCUUUUCUGAUUUCUUAGUACCUGUGACUAUAAAUGGUUCAUUUCAUUUUGUAAAGCAGUCACAUUCAUGUGUACAUGUCUACAAUGGUUGAGUGGAAAAAAAACUUCUUACUCAGGCAUAGACCACCCUAAACAUCCUAUAUGAACCAAGACUGCACAGAGAUACUACAAUAAAUACUGAGAUGAAUUGGAAAUACAUUUUAACACUUAGAUUUUAUGUAGUAAAUAUACAAAAUCAGGAGAGAGUUCAUGAGAAAACAACAAGUCUUUCUUAUAACCAACAGUUCUGCUGUCAGUCAUGUAUCGUACAUUUUCCAGUUAUAAUCCUAUGGCAGCAUUGAUUGCACUUUUAAAAUGUAAUAUUAUUUGAAUUUUGUUUGUUAUAUAAAUUUCUUUCACAAAAUAUUGUCAGUAAUAUGUUAGACAAUGGAUUUGUAUCCACCACUUUUUUAUUGAUGAUGAAAAUGUUGAUUUGUGAACUUUAUGCAUAUAUUUUUGCCCAAUAUUAGGUAAUACAGAAGCAUGUUUUUCUUCUUCUGUCGGCUAUUGUGUGAUUGCAUUCAUUUUUAAUUAAUGCUAAAGCAUUUAUUUUAAAUUAAAAUAAUCAUAAAAUUCUAUUCUGUUUUUGAUGUAAUCACUUAUUCAAAUUUCUGUCGUAAUUGAAUGUAAGGAAUAGACAUGAAUAUCUACAGAUAAAAUGCAGAAAAAGUAAAACUCAACUUAAAUUUAAGUUCCUGUACAUAAUUGUUCAUGGUAAAUGUUAUUUUUUUA
Hemiscyllium ocellatum (epaulette shark) is the source of this 6412-nucleotide messenger RNA. RefSeq names its product component of inhibitor of nuclear factor kappa B kinase complex (gene chuk). The record is from RefSeq and is a predicted model, not a curated record. The coding region runs from base 157 to 2424 and encodes 755 amino acids. Gene Ontology annotation, molecular function: ATP binding; IkappaB kinase activity. Gene Ontology annotation, biological process: tumor necrosis factor-mediated signaling pathway; peptidyl-serine phosphorylation; positive regulation of transcription by RNA polymerase II. Lineage: Eukaryota; Metazoa; Chordata; Chondrichthyes; Orectolobiformes; Hemiscylliidae. The transcript has 22 exons. Gene Ontology annotation, cellular component: IkappaB kinase complex; cytoplasm.